AUCUUAAUUCUCUUUGCAGAUUUCUCUCUUCCCAACAAAACACACGAAUCUCUCACUGUUAAGAAAAAGAUUUAGGUAUUGAGAAUGGGGAGACCACCAUGCUGUGACAAAAUGGUAGUGAAGAAAGGGCCAUGGACUCCUGAGGAAGAUAUAAUGCUCGUCUCUUAUGUUCAACGCCAUGGCCCUGGCAAUUGGCGCCAAGUCCCAACCAACACCGGACUGCGUAGAUGCAGUAAGAGCUGUAGGCUAAGGUGGACAAAUUACCUUAGGCCUGGUAUCAGAAGGGGAGAUUUCACCCAUGAUGAGGAAACCAUGAUCAUCCAGCUACAAGCUCUUUUGGGUAACAAAUGGUCAGCGAUAGCUUCAUAUCUCCCUGAGAGAACAGAUAACGACAUUAAAAACCACUGGAAUACCCAUUUGAAAAACAAGCUUAGAAAGCUCUAUGAUCAUGACCAUGAUCGGAUUCCAUCUUCUUCAACAUCAUCAUCAUCAUCUUCCUCCCACCAUAUCUCCAGGGGUCAGUGGGAGAAGAGGCUUCAAACUGAUGUUCACAUGGCCAAACAAGCACUGAGUGAUGCUUUAUCUUUAGACAAACCAUCCAUCUUUCUUGAUAACUUUCCUGCUCCUCAACCUACUUCUUCUUAUAAUACCUCUACCCAAACAACCACUUAUGCUUCUAGCACCGGCAACAUAGCAAAUCUGCUCAAAGGGUUCAUGAAAAACGCACCCAUCAGUUCAAAAUCAAGUUCAGAUUCUAGCACUUGCAAGACUACUGGGAUUGAUUCAUCCGAAGGGUUUGAAUCUUUGCUUGGUUUUGAUCAGUCUUUUGGGUCUCCAAAUGGUUCAGAUCUUUCCCUAUCAAACAUGUCGCCAAAAGAAAGCAAGCCGGAGUUAAUUGGUGCCCAACUGCCAUUCACAAUGUUUGAAAACUGGUUGCUUGAUGAAGCCGGUGGUGAUGAUGUGAUUAAUCAAAGGAAAACAGAUUUAACUCAUUUCGCGUUUGAUCAAAACCCAGAUCAUUUUCGCAACUGAGUGUUGUUGGGGAGAUAGAUAUAACCUCCGAUUUGAUUCAUUUCAUCUGUCUUGAUUCUUGUUUAUUUUCCUUGAAUCUUUUUUUGUUGUUGACAAUUUCUUGUUAAUGUUA
Molecule: messenger RNA, 1144 nt
Organism: Cynara cardunculus var. scolymus (artichoke)
Lineage: Eukaryota; Viridiplantae; Streptophyta; Magnoliopsida; Asterales; Asteraceae
Product: transcription factor MYB30-like
Exons: 3
Coding region: 85-1032 (315 amino acids)
Biological process (GO): response to auxin
Source: RefSeq, a predicted model, not a curated record